GGCUGAAUCAUCCAUGACCGUGAAUUGAAAAUCGAAAAUGGCCCUUUCAGAUUUUACCCACACGCUCACAACUCACAAACAAGAUUAUACAGUAUCUACUCAGCAUCCCCCAUCACCCACACAUUAAUUAAAACUCAACGACACCAUACCACCCUUUCCAAUUUCCAAUUCCAAAUCAUCGCUGUUGCCAUCAACCAUAAAAAAAGUUAUCAACUUUUGAAUUUCCCAGCUCAAAUUCACUUGUUUCGCUUAUUGGGUCAUCUCCGAGCUAUGCGUGGAGCUGAAGGUGAAGCUGGUGGAGGUGGUUGUGCCGUCAGAGGCGGUAAUAUCUACUGGGGAAGAAAAGAUGCCACUGAUUUCAAAGGAAUCGUUGUAAUCUUUGCUUGGAUUUCUGUUCCACACACCCUGUUACGAGAUUUCGUUGAUCUAUACUCAUCUUUGGGUUGGAAUUCCCUUGUUUGUUAUGCCAAUUAUCUCUCCGCAUUCCACGAUGAAAGUGCCAUGCCAUUGGCAUUUUGUGUUCUUGAUGAACUUAUUGAGGAUUUAAGCAAAAAAAUUCCUUGGAGUAUGCAGGAGCUGACAACUAGGUCCUGUCCUGUCGUAUUUGCUGCUUUUUCUGCUGGGUCAAAAGCCUGUCUGUACAAGGUAUUUCAGCUUAUUGAUGGAAGAUGUGAAGCUCCGCCCUACUUGCGUAAAUAUCAAUUGCUUAGGAACUGUGUUUCUGGACACAUAUAUGAUUCUGGUCCGGUAGAUGUUACAAGUGAUUUUGGCUUCCGCUUUGCUCUACAUCCUUCCAUUGCAAAAGUGCCUGGACCAUCAAAGCUUGUUUCUUGGGUAGCAAAGUCUGUUGCUUCUGGUUUAGAUGCUUUAUACCUAACUAGAUUUGAAUCCCUAGCUGCUGAACAUUGGCAUGCUUUAUAUUCUUCUGUUAAUUUUGGAGCUCCAUUUCUAAUUUUCUGUUCUGAGAAUGAUGAUCUUGUUCGAUACCAAAGUAUCUAUGAUUUUGCCCAACGUUUACGCAAUCUCAAUGGUGAUGUCAACCUCGUAAAUUUGAGUAGCUCCUCUCACGUCGGUCAUUACAAACAUCAUCCAAUCCAAUAUAGAGCAGCAGUGAGCCAUCUAUUGGAGAAGGCUGCUUCAAUAUAUUCGCAAAAAGUGAUACUUGAACGAGAAAGAACUGGUAUGGAUGGUUCGCAGGAUGAGAUAUCUGAGUUAAUCUGUGACCUGCAAAAGGUGGCAAUUAAUUCAAAUAAGAGCCUUAGAAGAGUUGCACUAGGGCCAACCGAUCACUUCUUUUUGCCUAGUUCAGCGGGACAUUACAAUGAUAGACAAACUGGGACUCCACAAGAUGAACAGAAGGAAAAACCUGUUUGUCUGCCCAGCUCUCCAAGCAUCAGUGCUCAUAGUGUCCUUGGCCAAUUUCUUUUUGAUGUUUGUGUCCCUAAGAAUGUUGAGGGUUGGGAUGUGAAGUUUUCUGGGAAUCUGAAUGGGAGGUUGUGUGCUUCAGCUCCUAGGCAUUCACCUUUCAGAGGGAUUAAACGCAUCGGUCGCUCCAGGUUAUGAAGUUGUUCUUAUAUCUGACUUGGGGGGAUAACUUGUUUGAAAAUCAGAAAUUUUCCAAGACAUUACUGGAAAAUAUGAUAGAUUUUGGUGGAACAAUGUGCCGCUAUAUCUGGCAGGGGAAGUGUAAUGGUUGCAAUGGUACAACUGUUAGUUACUCGGCACUUUGAGAAUAGGAGGGAUGAUAUGGAUAAAAGGUUGCUUGAGUUCCAUCCCAUCUUAGAUAAUAUUUUCAAUGAACUUGUAGUACAUAUUAUACCCACUUAAACCAAAAACACAUCCAUUCACUAAGAUCAUUUACAGUUAUUUUCUUGACAACUUCUUCAUAAAUGCUGUUAGGUGAGUGGAUGUGGGUUUAGUUUGUACUACAAGGAGUACGGAAAAUAUUUUCUGCGUCUGAUUACCCUUAGGAAUAAACGGGUGAUCAUGACUGUUGUCACCCCUAAAGUAGAGCUUAGUGGUUGAUGCUUGGCUAGGGUAACCAUUCACUGUAAUGGCAUGAAAUGGGAUAUACUGUGUACUAAGGUAUUUGUAACUGAAGGUUGGGCUAGCUGGUUAUUAUGAAAAUAGCUGUAGCCUGUAUAUAUUAUUUAUACACUUCUGAGGGAAUAAAAUAUAUCAUGUUU
Molecule: messenger RNA, 2186 nt
Organism: Gastrolobium bilobum
Lineage: Eukaryota; Viridiplantae; Streptophyta; Magnoliopsida; Fabales; Fabaceae
Exons: 7
Coding region: 271-1563 (430 amino acids)
Source: RefSeq, a predicted model, not a curated record